GCCCUCUCCUCCCCCACCGCCGCGCCCUGGUCUCUCCCGAGGAGACCGACGCCGCCACCCCGAUCUCUCCCGAGGAGACCAGCGCCGCCGCCCCGGUCUCUCCUCACCGCCGCCUGAGUUGUUCCCGCCACCGGCCGAUCUGACGCUUCCACCGCCUCCUCCAGUUAUCCUCUCCACGGGCAGAGCUCCUACCCCAACUCCAAGCAGAGCCCGCAGCUCCUAGGCUGAUCUCGACGGUGAAGUAUCGUCGCCGCCGUAGCUUGCCAAGUUCUUCCAGUGCUCGGACACGAGGUUGAGGACGCGAAGAAUUAGGUUAUGGAUCCAGCAGAUUGUAUUGCUGUCCGUUUUCAUUUCAAUGGGGAAUUUAUCAAUGACGGGAAGACAGUACAAUAUGUGGGGGGCAAAGAAGCAAUGUCCUUUUUAGAUCGAGCAACCUUGAGCUUACAGAGAAUUCAACAAUGUUUGAGUGAGCAUUAUGUCACAGUGGACGGACAACAAUUGCACUGGCUCUUCCCUGGGAAGGAUUUAUUUGAUGGGUUGUUGAUGCUGUCUGAGGACAAGUCUGUUGAAACACUGUCAGCAUGUACAACAGAUGCAGGUGUGGCUGAUGUGUAUGUCGAGGAUCCAGCCAUGCAAGAUGAAGAAGUUAGUGAGGAAGAAGAUUGGGCUGAAGACGAGUAUGUAGCUACUGCUGAUGAGAAGAAGUCCGCAAAGGAAAAGCCAAUUGAUGUAGAAAGCAGCUCCGAUGAUAGUGACUUUGUGCCACCAGAUUGUUCAUCAGAUGACGAUGAGGCAGAUGCUAUUAGGCAAGAUUACAAGAAAUUCAAAAAGAGCAAGAAGAUGGCAGCUGAAAAACUUGCACUUGAGUAUGAGUUUGAAGCAUUGAAUGUAGUUAAACCUGAAGGCAAUUAUGAAGAUGACUCAAGUGCCGAAGAGGAUGAAUCUUAUGACGAGGAUAGUGAUGGUGAACUUAUCAAGCGUGAGUCUGAAUAUGCUAGGUUUAAUAGUAAAGCAGAAGUGAUCAAGUUCACCUUGGGUAUGACAUUUAGUGGGAAGAAGGAGUUCAAAGAUGCAAUCAUUCGUUAUGCACUGAAGGAAAGAAAAGAAAUCAAGUUCUUAAAAGAUGAGGGAGUCAGAGUAAGGGCAAAGUGCACAUGGCCUCAUUGUCCUUGGGUGUGUUUGUUGAGGAAAACAUCAAAGUUUGAAAGUUGGCAGAUUACUUCAUUUACUGAGGAACACACUUGUCCAAAAAGGAAAGAUAGUGCACUAGUUACAAGUAGACGGAUUGCAGAAAAGUUUGAGAGUUUGAUAAUGUCAAGUCCAGAAUGGUCAAUCCAGCAAUUAAAGUCAACCAUACAGGAAAAAAUGUUUGCAAAUGUGUCAAUAUCCAAAAUCAAGAGAGCAAAAGCACUUGUCAUUGGAAAAAUGCUUGCGGCUAAAGAGGGAGAGUACAACCAAGUGUUUGAUUACCAACUUGAGUUACUUAGAAGCAACCCUGGGACUACUUGUGUGGUCAAGCUUCACCCAGAUUUUGAAGAACCAACAUUCCACCACUUUUAUGUGUGCUUUGAUGCUUGUAAGAAGGGCUUCUUUGCAAAAAGGAAUAUUGAAUGUUGUUCACCACUGGGCUCCAAUGGCAGAGCAUAGGAAUUGUGCUAGGCACAUAUAUGCUAACUGGAGGAAAAAAUAUAGGGAAAAGGACUGGCAAAAGCUAUUCUGGGCUUGUGCAAAAGCACCUUGCACAAUGUUGUUCAAUCUUGCAAGGGCCAAGUUAGCACAAUGCACACCUGAUGGAGCAAGGGAUGUUAUGAACACAGACCCACAACACUGGAGCAGGGCUUGGUUCAGGUUAGGAAGCUGUUGUGAUUCUGUGGACAACAACAUUUCUGAAACUUUUAACAAAUGGAUAGUUGAGGCUAGAUUAUAUCCUCUGAUAACAAUGUUCGAAACAAUUAGGCAGCAAAUUAUGAUCAGGAUACAAGAAAUGAGAAGUGAGAUGGAAAGUUGGACUGGCAUCAUCUGUCCAAAAGUACUGAAGAAGCUACAGAAAAGCAUAGAUUAUUCUGCUUAUUGUCAUGCAAUUUUUAAUGGCAAUGAUGCUUAUGAAGUGAAGACAAGAGUACAUAGGUACACUGUCAGAUUGCAUGACAGGACAUGUAGUUGUAGGUAUUGGCAGUUGUCAGGCCUUCCUUGCUCUCAUGCCAUCAGCUGCAUACACUGCACUACAAACAAAUUGGAUGAUUACAUUGCUGAUUGCUACAGAGUGGAUAAUUUCAAAAAAACUUAUGCUUAUUGUCUGCAAGCUCUUGAGGGAAGAGCUGCAUGGCCUGUGUCUCAGAGACCAAAACCAAAAGCACCUAGGCACAUCAAUAUGCCUGGUAGGAAAAAGAAGUGUAGAACAAGAGAAGAGGAAGAAAAACCAAAGACUAGCAAAGUUAGCAAGGUUGGCACAGUGAUCAAGUGUAGCUUGUGCAAGCAUAGUGGACACAACAAAACAACUUGCAAACAAAGAAAUGGAGUGCCUAGUGCUAGUGCUCCAUCUGCUUCUGCUCCUAGUGGUACUGCUCCACUUUCUGCUACUCCUAGUGCUCCUAGGGGAAGUGCUCGUCCACCAAGUGAAGCACCUGUUCUGAGUUCACAACAAAGCACUUCACACAAAAGAAGGGCCACCGAGGAGAUGGCACCACCAAGACAAGCAAAGAGAAGGGCGCCAACUAAUAACAACAGUAGGUCAAAUAAUUUCUCUGGAAAUACCUUCAAUGUACAUGGAAGCUCGAAUGUCAAUGUCAAUGUUUGCACUGGUACUUCUCGCGCGACAACUAGCAGCAAAGUUACCAAAGAGAGGUGCAGUAGCAAUGGUAGUAACAAAGGCAAGGGGACUGGCAAGGCCAAAUAUGCUCGGUUUCGAAGCUUGCUGGGAUUUGAAAAUUGAGAGUUAUUUGUGUGCUUGUGAGAUUUGGGUGUCGAUCAGACCUAUCUAUGUGAGACCUAUGUGUCAGACCUAUUUGUGAGACCUUUGUGUGUAUCAGACCUAUCUAUAUGUAUGUGAGACCUAUGUAUGUGUGUUUCAGACCUAUAUAUAUGUAUGUGUGACCAAGUUCUGUUCAA
Messenger RNA from Aegilops tauschii subsp. strangulata, 3108 nucleotides. RefSeq lists its product as uncharacterized. The record is from RefSeq and is a predicted model, not a curated record. Lineage: Eukaryota; Viridiplantae; Streptophyta; Magnoliopsida; Poales; Poaceae.